This is a messenger RNA of Exophiala bonariae, 1644 nucleotides long. RefSeq lists its product as uncharacterized. Gene Ontology annotation, molecular function: transcription cis-regulatory region binding; DNA-binding transcription factor activity. Gene Ontology annotation, biological process: positive regulation of transcription by RNA polymerase II. The record is from RefSeq and is a predicted model, not a curated record. Gene Ontology annotation, cellular component: nucleus. The transcript is spliced from 5 exons. Lineage: Eukaryota; Fungi; Ascomycota; Eurotiomycetes; Chaetothyriales; Herpotrichiellaceae. Bases 1 to 1644 code for a protein of 547 amino acids.
AUGCUAUGCUACGCCAUCCUCGGGGCGGCACCAGAUCUCGCCUUCCAGGCUGCCGUCGUUGCCGGGAGAAUCAUCUUCGAUGCGACCGCAAGAAGCCAACAUGCUCAACCUUUCAGCCAUAGCAAAUAUUCCUCCGCCAUCCAACAUCUAGACAACAAUACUGCCAACCAAGACUUUAGCAUAUCCGGGCACAUUUCCGAUCUUGCGUCGCCCUCUCCUUCUGAGGACAAUAUUGUUCCUGCAUUCGUGGAUUUAGUCGAAGGCUCCCAAAAUGACCAGGGCCGAAGUCCCACCGAACCAUGGGUGGGAACGACGAUCAGCCCAGUGAUAGUUUCCCCUGGAGUUCAACACUUAUACAACGGCAGUCCGAGCUCUGUGCGGACUGGUUUCGAUGCGGCUACGUUCACACAUGUGCAGAGUCCGACGCAAAAUAGGCCAACAUGGACGUCUCCUCUUGCUGGCCUAAUUCCAGGCUCAACACCCGAGCACGUGUCAGGCUACUCUUUGUCGCCCACGGCGAGGAUCACUCCCUCAGUACUGAAAAAUGAGCUGGAAUCCAAGGUAUUUGAGUUCUACAUUGUAUACAUGGGACACUGGCUCGAUAUUGGCUCUCCCAAGCACUAUUUCCAAUCCCAUAUUCCACAAUUGGCCGUGCGAGAGCCACUCGUGCUCUAUGCAUGCCUGGCAUGUGCUGCGCAAAUCAUGUUCCUGAUGGGCAUACUGGAUCGGUCCAUUGAGGAACAGUACAACGGCAAAGUGCUAGAGAUACUUAUUCCUCUGCUAUCCUCGAAUAUGGCCACGUCGGCCAACGAGGUUUUGCUGGCGACCACCGUCAUCCUGCGAAUGGCCGAACAAUUCCUCGAGCUGGGGCAAGAUGCUCAGCGACAUCUCAAUGGCGCUGCGUCACUCUUCAUGGACGGGACAGACUGGCCACUGGCCGAGCACAAUCUCGGCAUCGCUGCCUUUUGGACCCAUCUGCGCGAGACCACCCGCAUAUGCUUUCUGCAUGAGCAGCCGCCUCAAUUCGACCUUGCGCAGCUCAAUAUCAACGAUUCCCUCCCUGACUCUGCAGCUCCCGAGGAGGUGUGGACCAACAAGAUGACCUACUUAUUAUUGAAAGUUUGCAAGUCAUGCUGGGGUACCUGCUCUGGUGAUCUAGCAAUUGCAGGCCAGCUACAUGCAUCAUUGGAUCUGUGGAAGGAGAACGUCCCGCCAUCCUAUAGACCGUGGUUGGUGCGAGAGACUGAGGAGCAUCCGUUUCCAGUGAUUAAAUAUUUUGAACCUUGGCAUGUCGUGGCAUGGCAAUUUUACUACACGGCCAAAGUCAUGCUGGCCGUUUAUUACUCGAACAAACAACAAGCCGGCAAUGUACACUGGAUGAGGAAUUAUAUUGAGUCGGAGAUCGUCUCCCCAACACGAUUGUUAUGCGGACUUUGCAUGUCAUCGAACAACAUUGGUACGAAUCUCAAUGGCAGCCAUCUGAUGGCAUGGUGUGGACAGUAUUUUUCUGGACAAAAGGAGCAGACACAGCUACUGGAAUUCUUGACCAAGUUUGGGGAGAAGACGAAAUGGCCUAAUCAGACCAGCAGCAAGCGGUUGCAGGAGCAGUGGAGGAGUUCUCGUAGAUCUUGGGUCGAUUGCUAA